AUUCCAAAUCUUCAUUUUGAUGUGAGCCACAAGCACCACCACUUCGUGGCCACCUCUUAUAGCAACAAUGUUAGUAUUACCCAUACGCCUCAUGUUUUGUUAUGUAAUGACACUCCCUAACACACCCAAAUAUUGUUUCUUUUAUCUUUUUUUCCCCUUUCCUUUGCUUUCUGCAACUUUUUAACCAGCAUGGCCAAGCUCACGCUGAGACCAGACAAUUCCUGCUUCAUUUCACAUACUCACAGAGCAUACUCACACACCCCUUUUAUCAGAACGACAUCGUUUCCACGUUUUCACUUGCACCCCUCACCUUCCAGCUACAGCUUAAGGCUCCGAAUAGUUUCUAGCGCUCAACAAAAUGCCAAAGAAACCCACAGAGUGGCCAAGGCCAAAGCUCUCACGGAGCUUCAAGUGGAAGAGGUGGAGAAGAAGCAUGAAAACUUGUCCGGGACCUGGCCACCUUGGAAGAAUCUUCCCCAAAGAUACAAGCUCAUUGGCACCACAUCUCUCGCCUUCGUUAUUUGUAACAUGGAUAAGGUGAACUUGAGUGUUGCCAUAAUUCCAAUGUCUCAUCAAUUUGGGUGGAACUCGACAACGGCUGGAUUGGUUCAGUCCUCCUUCUUCUGGGGCUAUGCAUUGAGUCAAUUGCCUGGGGGUUGGCUAGCCAAAAUAUUUGGUGGCCGGACUGUUCUUGAGGUUGGGGUACUGAUAUGGUCAGUGGCUACCGCUCUUGUUCCUUUUCUUGCUGGAUUUAUGCCUAGCUUACUUUUGUCAAGGGUUUUGGUUGGGAUAGGCGAAGGUGUUUCACCCUCUGCAGCUACGGAUCUUAUUGCCAGGUCAAUACCAUUGGAAGAACGUUCACGGGCAGUAGGAUUUGUUUUUGGAGGUUUGAGUGUUGGAAGUGUUAUGGGGCUUCUUUUGGCUCCUCCUCUUAUCCAAAAUCUUGGUUGGGAAUCAGUAUUUUAUUUAUUUGGUCUUUUGGGGAUUGCUUGGUUUUUGGGGUUUCAAGUUCUUGAAGGAGGUGAAAAACAAUUAAAUCCAAAAUCUCUUUCAUCCCCAGACACCCUGACAAACUCAUGGAAAACUUCUCUGACCGAAUUGAAUGGCUCUUUGAAGGAUGUACCUUGGAAGGCCUUUUUCCAAAAUCGUGCUGUGUGGGCUAUGAUAUAUGCUCAUUUCUGUGGUAGUUGGGGUCACUAUAAUUGUCUAUCAUGGCUUCCCACAUUUUUUAGUGAGGAGCUGAAUCUAAAUCUGACUGAAGCUGCAUGGGUGUCUAUACUUCCUCCAUUGGCUUCAAUAUUUGUGACUGGUCUUGCAGCACAAUUAGCUGACAACUUGAUUUCAAGAGGAGUUGAAACCACUGUGGUUCGAAAGAUCUGCCAGUCUAUUGCAUUUUUGUCCCCUGCAAUCUGCAUGACUCUUUCCUCACUGGAUCUAGGGUUACCACCUUGGGAGAUUGUGGGAAUUCUCACAGCUGGUUUGGCCCUCUCAAGCUUUGCCUUAUCAGGGCUUUAUUGUACUCACCAAGACAUGUCACCCGAAUAUGCAAGUAUACUUCUGGGUAUAACCAAUACUGUUGGGGCUGUUCCUGGAAUUGUGGGUGUAGCACUCACUGGUUAUCUUCUUGACUUAACUCAUUCAUGGAGCAUUUCACUAUUUGCACCAUCAAUCUUCUUCUAUGUGACUGGUACCAUGGUAUGGUUGGUGUUCGCCAGCAGUAAGCCUCAAAGUUUUUCUGAGCAUAACUGAUUCAUGUUCCAGUCAUUCACUAUGUAUGAGAAGUGGAUUUUUGACACAGGGGGGUGUAUCCUUUGAUAUUUACAAAUCAGAUAAUUUAAGUACAAAGAAAUGAUUGUAUAGGUAUAUGUAUGUAUGUAUUCUUAUUUUUCAAUUGUAGGAUAUUAUAGAAUUUUUGUAUAUUUUUCACAGAUGAUGUUAUGGUGGUUGGUCACCAAAAAAUGUACUGACAACUUAAAUCCUUGAAAGUCAAGAAUCAGUUUCCUCUACCAA
This is a messenger RNA of Vigna unguiculata (cowpea), 2010 nucleotides long. It is a transcript of the gene PHT4;5, whose product is annotated as phosphate transporter 4;5. Gene Ontology annotation, molecular function: transmembrane transporter activity. NCBI's taxonomy places the organism in Eukaryota, Viridiplantae, Streptophyta, Magnoliopsida, Fabales, Fabaceae. Gene Ontology annotation, biological process: transmembrane transport. The record is from RefSeq and is a predicted model, not a curated record.